This is a messenger RNA of Malaclemys terrapin pileata, 2570 nucleotides long. Its product is annotated as syncytin-1-like. The transcript has a single exon. The coding region runs from base 457 to 1371 and encodes 304 amino acids. The record is from RefSeq and is a predicted model, not a curated record. NCBI's taxonomy places the organism in Eukaryota, Metazoa, Chordata, Testudines, Emydidae.
UUCCCCUUCCUGUUCUUAUGAGCAUAAUAAUUUCAUUAGAUUUAGCCAUGUGGUGAGGAAUAGAAUCCCAGAAUGGAGGAAUGACUCAUGCUGGGUGUGCACCUUGGUGCCUCCCGAUGCAGAACGAGGACUUUCUUUCCUUCCUAUCCCUUUGACGGCUGCAAAUAUUACUCAUUCAAAUGUUACUCUCCAUCGGGCUACAACUCGUACCUGGCAACAAGAAGGUAUAAGCCCUAACUCCAGGUAUUUGUUAACCUUCAAGGUGCAGGGUGAGUGGUGUCUCCUGGCGAAUGAGCCAGGCCUGUUUUUAGGGAACAGUACUUGCAAAUACUGUGUGGGCCUGGAUGGUGACAGAGAGUGGGUCACUCCCUUUGUUUAUUGUUUUGACACCACUGACGACAUUGACCGCAAAAGUAUUUGCGCCAAUAGUCUCUGCUAUGAAAACUGCACCAUGGUAUGGGAAAACUCCGAUGGAAAAUGUCUGUAUGCAGGCAAAAAUGUAGAGACGGAGACAUCUCCUCGAAGCACGGGCCUAUUGGGUUUACGGGUCGUUAUACAUUCCUGUUACAAAAAGCGUUGGGAGUAACACGGGAUGCACCUCCAGGCCCUGUUCCAGCAGGGUUCGGUUCUUACUGGGUGUGUGGGAAUAAAGCCUAUCAUACCCUUCCAGUACACUUCUCAGGUUCUUGUUAUCUUGCCUGGUUGUUACCCCCCACUCAUGUUGUGAAACAAUUACAUGAAGGCAAGAUUAGAAAUGUAAGGGACACUAGCAAACCUCAAGCUGAAGAGGAUGCAGCCCUUGAACCAAUGACGUGGGCAACAUUUCCUAGUAAUCGCAGACUUAGGAGAGGGGUUAUAAGACUCCAGGGUAUUUUAGAAAUUAUAGCUAAUGAAACUGCUACCAUAGUUACAAAUCAAGCUACUGAACUUAAGCAGCUUAGACAGUUAGCUUUACAAAAUCGUAUGGCUUUAGAUAUUCUAUUAGCAGCUCAAGGAGGAACUUGUGCCCUUAUAGGCCAAGAGUGUUGUGUAUUUGUGAAUGAUACCUAUAAAGACACCUUUAACAGAGCAGCCCACUUAAGAGACAUCGCCCGAGAAAGGUCUGAUGAAGGUAGCUGGACACAUGAUUGGUUUGAUAGUUUAUUUUCCUGGUUUUCUUCCCUAACAGACUGGCUAAAGGGACUCCUGAAAGAAGGUGUUAUGAUUUUACUGAUGAUUAUGUUUAUUUUUUGUGUGUUUAAACUGUCCAUGUGCAUAAUGUCUAAAUGUGCUAGGGCAACUAGCAAACCAAAGGGAAUAUUUCUCUCUUUACAAGAAAGACAGGUUUUGGCAAAGGCGGGAACCAUGCCAGAUACCGAUAUUCUAUUCUGACCCCUACAUAUUUGCUCUAACACUCCUAUUGCUGUGAAAAGUCUGAUCAUGAACCCAUUAUAUGGGUCAUGAUCAAAGGGGGGAAAUUGAAAUAAAAUUAUUCUACUUAACUGCCAGGGGGCAAAUUUGUCACGUACACAUGGAAGAUAUAUAGCAUAGCUAUGCAUAGUCCUAACUAAGGAAGUUCCUUCUAGAGGAAAUGUAGCCAAACUCCAAACCUGAAGACAAUGGAAUUUUCUGUGCCUGCAUCCUGUAGAUAACUAACUGCUUGGUUUGCAAAAUAACGCAAGGGGGGAGGGGGGAGUAGAUGAACAAUAAGGGGUCAUGCGAGGGACAGAUAUAUGUAGCUUGCUAAUUAUGUAUGCUAAUGAUGGCAAAUUUUAAACAAUUUUGGAGCGAUAGAUUAUCAUAAGCAACUGCAUAUAAUGCUUUGGUAUAAGUGUUUUCUUUGUUCUUGCUGACUUAUGAGCUCGAACCCAAUUGCAAUUGAAAUAAACGGAUCGCCCCUCCUGGGGCUCCAUGCUUGAUUAACUGUGUCCACCUCUCCUUAUUCCUCAGCUGGAACGGACAAGAAUUUCUAUGACACUACUUUAUUAGACAACACUCUUUGAAUGUUACUGCCAAUGCUUGCUGAGGUGCCUUAAUCCCUGAAGAGUAGACAAGUCUCCAUCAGGAGCCUAUCUCAGCUGGAAUUGCUGAACAGGGCUUCUGGUGUGAAGCAGGAGUGCUGAAGGUCCGCAGGUCCAGUCUCAGGAGGCAAUGAAGCUGCGUGUCUUACCCUGGGGGAAGAAUGAGACCUCUAGGAAUCUGGCACAUCAAAGGGCUUCCUCUGAGAGACUGCUCCAAACCUGGAGCAUAUCACCAAUCCUAUGGAUCCAUGAGAGUAGGCGAGGGGACAUUAGGGCAGCUCUAUGCAAUGACCCCUGCUUGCUGCAACAGGAGGGCUCUGGGGGAUCUGUUCAUGUAGUCCCAGUCCUUGGCUCCUCUCCUUCCCAAGGAAAAUGGGUUUCUUCCAUAGGCAUUGGGGUGGGGGGCAAAGGGCCAUUGCUUCCAUAGGCUUUUGAGAGGGGAGCAAGGGAGCCUCCUUGGGGGAGCUCAAUCUCCUGGGCAGGCUGGCUGAGUCAUGGGACACUUCUGGCUGGAGGAGAUGAGGCAGGAGUUAAAAUAACUGGUGCCCCCUGACAAUUCUGACACCUCCC